Messenger RNA from Perca flavescens (yellow perch), 729 nucleotides. RefSeq lists its product as uncharacterized. The transcript is spliced from 6 exons. The record is from RefSeq and is a predicted model, not a curated record. Gene Ontology annotation, biological process: response to bacterium. Bases 1 to 729 code for a protein of 242 amino acids. NCBI's taxonomy places the organism in Eukaryota, Metazoa, Chordata, Actinopteri, Perciformes, Percidae.
AUGAGGAACUUCACCUUUGUAACAGCUUUACUUCUCUGCAGCCUCAGCUGGAUCUCUGUCUCAGCUUCUGAGUCUCACACUGUGGAGGUCCAGUCUGGUGGAGACGUCACUCUGAUGUGCUCCAACAAUUCUAGCACUCCAACUUUGACAGAAUGGUUCAGAUUGAUCAACAGAAUCAAGCUCAGCUGCAUCUCCUCUAUGUACCCUGAUAAAAAUGCUUCAUUCUGUGAUGGAUUUCAAAAUAGAUUUGAGAUGAGCUCCAACAUCUCUACUGUCUUUCUUAAAAUCAAGAGAGUGGAUUUAUCUGACUCUGGACUGUAUUUCUGUGGAAUUUACAGGAAAAAACAUACAGUCAUUUCCAAUGCAAUACAUUUAAAAGUUCAAGGUGAUGGUGAAUCUGAUAUUGAAAGAAAGCCUGAAAGUAAGGAGUCUGAUGGAAUGACAAACGUCAAGAUUGUGAUCCUGGGUGCUCUGACUGUUCUGACUGUUUUCCUCACAAUAGUCGUCACUGUUCUGGCUGUUAAAAUCAGGAAACUUCAGGCAGCUGUGAAUGAAGAACAGCAGCCAGAAAGAAACGUGAACCCAGCAUUAACUUAUAUAUACUGUGAUCUGGGCUCAGAUGACCUGAACUACGCAGCUCUAAAUGUCCAGCCAAAACCCAAAAGAAGCCGCAGGCCUGCAUCAGAGAGAGAGCUGGAGCCACAUGUUGUGUAUGCUGCCACCAGAUAG